CAUAUCGACCUACUGAAAGACUUGCAAGGGAUCGCUAAGGCAGUUUUUUUGUUUCGAGGAGGCGAACGGGGGAGGUUGGGCAUUACUAUCAGGUGGCGCACUGAAGGCGCAAUUUCCCCCGCUCGAGGCGGGGGCGGUGCUGCCCCUCCCGGCCCGGGCCCCUCGCGCUUCCCGCCGUCUCCAUGGCGCGCGGGGACGCGGCCAAUGGGAGGGCGCGGCGCGGGCCACGUGGCCGCCCGGCGUGGGUGUGUAAUGGCGUCCGGGGGGCCCGGCGGGAGUGGAGCCGCCGAGGCGAUGGAGCCGCCGAGGGGGGAAGGCGCUGAGCCUGCGGGCACCGGCAGCGAGAGUGACUCCUGCGGCUCCUCGCUGUCUGCGAGCUCCGAUGAUCUUGAGCCUGAAUGGUUGGAUGGUGUGCAGAAAAACGGGGAAUUAUUUUAUUUAGAAUUGAGUGAAAGUGAAGAAGAAACUUUGUUCCAGAACAGCUGUCCAGAAAUGCCAGCAGUGAAUCAUGUCAGGUUUCGUGAAAAUGAAGCUGAAAUUAUUCAAGAGGAAUCACGAAAGGAAAGGAAGUAUGAACUGAAGAAAUGGACCAAAAUAUUAAAAAAGAAAAAUCUUUUACCAAAGCAUUCUGGUAAGAAAGGCAGUGGAAGCUGUAAUGUGCACUCCACUGGUCCUACUUCCAUAUUGAAACACCCAUCCACACAGAAAAUGGGUGUCACUGUUCCACAAAAGUACAAAGAUGUGUAUGUUUAUGUAAAUCCCAGAAAACUGUACAGUGCUGGAGAAGAGGAGCAGCAGAGGCUGCUGGAGGCCUUAGUGGGAAUUGUCCAUCAGUCCUCAUGGAGCAGCAGAAGAGUGGAGAAACAAGGCAGGAAGGAUAAAGUCAUCAGAGGAGUUGGAGAAGAGAAGCUUGUGGUACAUGGCUUGGUGCCAGGUAGUUCUGCAGUGAAAACAGGUCAAAUCUUGAUCGGAGAUGCUUUAAUUGCUGUCAAUGAUGUCGAUGUGAAUUCUGAAAAUAUAGAAAGGGUUUUGUCUUGCAUUCCAGGUCCUAUGCAGGUUAAACUUACAUUUGAAACCUCAGUAUUUGAGCCUGAAGUAACUUCUCAGCAAAUGAACAAACAGGCACAGUCAAGUAUGAACAAUCUGGUUCGGCUCCUGUGGGGAGAAGACAGUACAGACCUUCAGCAGGCUGUUCAGGACGUGCCUCAUAUUGUCAUGUUCCUCACACUGAAACUGGACUCUGAAACAUCCAAGGAUGAGCAAGAAAUUCUUUAUCAGUACCCCAUAUCUGAAGCAUCCCAAAAACUGAAAAGUGUGAGAGGAAUAUUUCUCACACUGUCUGACAUACUGGAAAAUGUUACUGGUACCGAGAUUAUCAGUUCCUCCCUUUUCUUAUGUGAAAAACUGGUUCAAGUUGUUUACUGGAAAGAAUCUGACAAGUUGCUCAUAAUUGGCCUUCCUGAAGAGAAUGUGCCACUUUCUCAGCUGAGGAACAUGAUUGAAGAUGUUGUCAGGACCUUAAUGUUUAUGUACGGUUCUUUGGACAGUGCUUUUUGCCAGGUGGAAAAUGUUUCUCGCCUCGAUCAUUUUUUCAACCUGUUCUUCCAGCGUGCACUUCAGCCUGUGAGGCUCGAGCCGAGUGCCAGCCCCAGUGCUCAGCACUACGAGACCUGUAGUGCCUUGUUCUUGGACAAUCUCCCAGGCCUGCGCUGGCUGACGCUGCCUCGGGAGAUCAAGAUGGAAAUUGACACGGCACUGAGUGAUCUGGAAGCAGCUGACUUCGCAGAGCUGUCUGAAGAUUAUUAUGACAUGAGAAGAUUAUAUAUGAUUUUGGGCUCUUGUCUCUUCUACAAGGGUUACUUGAUUGGUAAUCACUUGCCAAAGGAAGAUCUUAUUGAUAUAGGUUUAUACUGUCGGCACUACUGUCUGUUACCCUUGGCAGCAGAACGGAGAAUCGGUCAGUUAGUGAUGUGGCGGGAAGUAUUUCCACAGCAUCAUAUCCAGCCAUGCGAAGGUUCAAGUUUUACAGGAUACAGGGAACCUGAAGCAAGAUACUUCUUACUGAUAGUUGGCUUGAGACACUUCAUGUUGUGUGUCCUACUAGAGGCAGGAGGCUGUGCAUCCAAAGCUAUUGGGAAUCCAGGACCAGACUGUAUAUAUGUAGAUCAGGUCAAAGCAACCAUACUCCAACUGGAAGGAAUAGGUGCCAGCAUAGAGGAAAGGCUGGAUUCUCCUUCCAUUCCACCUUUAGCUUGUGCUGACUGGUUCCUUCCUGCAACACGUGACAAACUGGAGAGCUUGACCACCUCGCCUAUCCUAAGCAAAAUACAAAACACUUGCAAACCAGCGACUACUCCAGCAAGCAGAAGAUCUCUGUUUGGGGACUCUUCCCUAACAACACAGAUGCUGAGCCCUACGAGAAACAGUGGAGGACCCCAACAGGGUAACGAAGGUCCUGCAGAAGAUGAAAGCACUAAUCCACAACCUGUAGUGGAUCAGGCCACUAGAAAAAAACACAUCCUGCCAAAUCCAUGUCAUUUAGGAAAUCUAAAAAAGAACCUUUCAGAGAAAGAUAAAGAACUUCUUAAUGCUAUCAAGUUGACAUCUGGUCCUGAGAAUACUCUCUUCCACUAUCUCUCUUUGGAAAUGAUGCAAGGAAUCUUUAUAACUCCAACUCACAAAGAAGUAGCACAGCUCGGUGGCUCCAUCCACCCUCAGUUAAUCGAGAAUUUCUAUCGGUGCUGUCUUUCAAUUCGUUCCAUUUUUCAGCAAUCCAUUAGGAAAGAGAAAAAGGAAAAGGCAGGCAGUGGAAUUUCAGAAUUUAGUAAGGCAGCUGAGGACACAGGUCUCGUAAGAGAACAUGGUGUUUUGUUUGAGUGCUCUCCUGAUAACUGGACUGACCAGAAGAAACCACCACCAACAAUGAAUUACUGGGUUGUGGGAGCAUGUAUAUCUUUAGGAUCCAAGACCCGAGCCAUUGGGAAUGCAGCAAAGAGCCAGAUCGUCACAAAUGUAAAAAAUGCAUUACAUGGUUUCAAAAAACUGCAUGGAAGAGCAUUUGAAGAUCCUUACAUACAAGCUGAGAGGGCCAAACUUCCCUAUGAACUUCAGAAGAUGCCUAAUGGCUCUGUGGGAGUAAAGGUGAGAUACCUUGAUGAAGAGAGACUUUUUGCAGUUGAACAGAUUACAGGAAUGUUAUUGGCCAAACUGAAAGAGACUUCAGAAAGUGCUUUGAAGAAGCCAGUGGCAGACUGUGUGAUCUCAGUCCCUAGUUUCUUCACUGAUGCUGAAAGAAGGUCUGUAAUGGCAGCUGCACAGAUUGCAGGAUUAAAUUGUCUGAAGCUGAUGAAUGAAACUACAGCAGUUGCAUUAGCCUAUGGAAUAUACAAGCAAGAUCUGCCAGCCUUGGAAGAGAAGCCAAGAAAUGUGGUCUUUGUAGAUAUGGGACAUUCUGCAUAUCAGGUUUCCAUCUGUGCUUUUAACAAGGGAAAACUGAAGGUCUUGGCUACUACCUUUGACCCUUUUGUAGGUGGUAGGAAUUUUGAUGAGGCUUUGGUAGACUACUUCUCUGAAGAAUUUAGGACAAAAUACAAACUGAAUGUAAAAGAGAAUCCGCGAGCACUGUUGCGAUUGUAUCAGGAAUGUGAAAAGCUCAAGAAGCUUAUGAGUGCAAAUGCUUCUGACCUUCCACUCAAUAUUGAGUGCUUCAUGAAUGACCUUGAUGUCUCCAGUAAGAUGAACAGAGCUCAGUUUGAGCAAUUGUGUGCUGCCCUUCUGGCCAGAGUGGAGCCUCCUCUUAGAGCAGCCAUGGAUCAAGCAAAACUUCAGCGUGAAGAUAUCUACAGUAUAGAAAUAGUAGGUGGGGCUACUAGAAUUCCAGCAGUGAAGGAACAGAUCUCUAACUUUUUCUGUAAAGAGAUAAGCACCACACUAAACGCUGAUGAAGCUGUUGCAAGAGGCUGUGCCUUGCAGUGUGCAAUUCUUUCCCCAGCUUUUAAAGUGCGUGAGUUUUCCAUCACAGAUGUUGUUCCUUACUCUGUAACAUUGAGAUGGAAAUCAUCUUAUGAAGAAGGAACAGGGGAGUGUGAAGUCUUCAGUAAGAACCAUGCUGCUCCAUUCUCAAAAGUAAUUACUUUUCACAAGAAAGAGCCUUUUGACCUGGAAGCUUAUUAUACCCAUCCGCAUGAAGUGCCUUAUCCUGAUUCCAGAAUAGGGCGUUUCACUAUUCAGAAUGUUGGUCCCCAACCUGAUGGCGACAGUUCCAAAGUGAAGGUGAAAGUGCGUGUCAAUAUCCAUGGCCUUUUCAGCGUGGCUAAUGCUUCCGUAAUAGAGAAGCAGAACAUAGAGGGGGAUCACAGCGACACACCCAUGGACACUGAAUCAUCAAGUAAGAACCAAGGCAGAGAUGAAGAGCUGGAUAAAAUGCAAGUUGAUCAAGAAGAAGGUGUGCAGAAAAGUCAAGCUGAACAACAGAACCAAGCAGAUGAGGAAACUGAAAAUGCUGGAACCGAAACAAAAGCUUCUUCUGGAGAAAAGCAAGAUCAUCCAUCCCAGCCAAAGGCUAAAACAAAAGUUAAGAGUAUUGACCUCCCUAUACAGGCAAGCCUCUAUAGGCAACUGGGACAAGAUCUAAUCAAUUCCUAUAUAGAAAAUGAGGGGAAGAUGAUGAUGCAAGACAAGCUUGAGAAAGAAAGAAAUGAUGCUAAGAAUGCUGUUGAAGAGUAUGUGUAUGAAUUCAGAGACAAGCUGUGUGGAGUCUUUGAGAAAUUUAUCACUGAAGAAGAUUCAAACAAGCUGACCUUGAUGUUGGAGGACACCGAAAAUUGGCUUUAUGAAGAUGGAGAGGACCAGCCAAAACAAGUAUACAUGGAUAAGCUUCAGGAACUAAAAAAAUUUGGACAGCCUAUUCAGGAAAGAUGCAUGGAACAUGAAGAGAGACCAAAAGUUCUAAAUGAACUGGGAAAGAAGAUUCAGCUCCUUAUGAAAGCAGUAGAAGCAUAUAAAAAUAAGGAUGAAAAAUAUGAUCACCUAGAUCCUGCUGAGAUGGAAAAAGUUGACAAAUACAUCAAUGAGGCUAUGAAUUGGCUGAACAGCAAAAUGAAUGCCCAGAAUAAACUAAGUCUGACUCAGGAUCCAGUUGUGAAAGUGGCAGAAAUACUGGCAAAAUCUAAGGAAUUGGAUAGCUUCUGUAAUCCCAUUAUAUACAAGCCCAAACCGAAGAUAGAACCUCCCAGUGAUGGGCAGUCAAAAGCUAAUGGUGAACACAACGGACCAGUGAAUGGACAGAGCGGUACUGAAACAAAACCUGAACCAGCAAAGGACAACCCUCAGCAGACCAAACCCUCUGGAGAAAUGGAAGUGGACUAAAUUUUGCAUUUCUUUUACUUAAUUAAAAUAGUGCAAGUAACCACAGGGUCCAUUCUUUUUGUCUGGUACACACCUCAGAUGUUCAGUUAUUCUUAGCCAAACUUCUGUCAUUUGUUGAUGAGUAGUUUUGAAAGUAUUUUAUAUUAAGUACACCUCUGAUGUUCAUUUCCACUGAUGCUGCUUAUGUGGAGCUUUAGCCAAAUGUAGAUUGUAUAAGUCAGUUUAAGCUUUCCUGAUAUAUUUUAUAUCAAACAUACAGAAUUGAUAUAUAAAUGGCAACAAUCUACCUUAUUUAAAGCUUUUAUUGUGAAUAAACCUCAGCUCCUUUAUUCAGGAAAGGAUACUGUAUUGCACUACUGAUGCUCAAGUGUAGAUCUAAUCGCAUCAUUAUUUUGGAAAAAUAUUGGAAUUGAAGUGGCAAAAGCUGUCACUUGAAGCACUGACCUUUUCUAGUUAUUGUAUUGUUAUAAUUUAAAUAUUAAAAUAGAGGUUAGUUGGCAUACCAGUCGAUCUUGUUGAUGUACCAUGGGAAUUGUACGGUCUUUUUCAUAUAAACCGAAUAAUACAAGCUUAAAUGUGUUUCUUUUUUUAGGUUCCCGUACCACUAACAAUCUUAGUUACAAACAGCUCCAGUAUAGUGGCUCUGCCAUGUGCUGAAAUUCAUGGUCUUGGUGCACACCGCUGUACAUAAUGUACUGUGCUUAUGAUAGGAUGAUGCUAAUGAUAAUAGGAUGAAAGGUUAGAAUUCACAAGGCCUGUUGUGUAGCUUUCCCUUGAAAAUGUCUUAUUGCACUUGUUACUAUUUCCACUUCUUUUGUUUUGAAUUAAAUUUACAUCGUGUCUCAUGCUGGGAAGGAGAAACAACAGAAAUGGUGCUGCACAAGCUGGAUAUCAGCACCCUGAUUUUGAGUUUGCUUAAAUGCUGUUUAGUGCAGUCUUGAAAGAAAUGCUGAGAACUUAUUUAAGCCUUGGUAUUCAGCAUGUAAAGCUUUUGGUCUAGGACCAAAAAAACCCUGGAUAUUACUGCUGCAAAGAUGGAAUCUACUUGAUGAACUUGCAUAGCUUACCACUUAUUUUUGGUCGUUUAGUUAUCUAAUGAAAGUGUCUACAAUGUAUUGCUAUUUUCUUUGAUACAUCUUAAACACUGUCAGAGUCCAGUGUAUGUUCCUAUAUUCCAGAUGCGUCUGUUGGUUACCAAGGUACUGUAGCACUUGCUAGAGCCAGUCACUGUUGACUUCAAACAGCUUCUCUAUUACCGGAAUGGGAAUGGGCUACUCUAACUAUGAAAAGUGGUUUCUGAUUCCAGUCAGCAUAAGAAACUGGGAUUAGUUGCAGUGUAAUGCUUCGGUGACUUGAACUGUGUUGCAGAAACAAAUUUAGGUGUGUUCAGGUGUUAAUUAGGCACUCCUGCAGCAGUUCUCCUGUGUGAGGUGUUGUUGUUGUAAACAAGUGAAGAAUCAUGAUCUUGUUUCUGGCUUUGGCAGCCAUUUUAUCUCCAGCCAUGUCCUUCAUCUUCCAUCACUGUUCAUACUACAAAAAGUAAUCCAUGACCAGUAGUAGAAGUAAAUUAAACUCUCACAUAUCUUCACAGAAAAAGGAAGCACCAUUUACAGCUGUACAUAAACCUGCCAGACUAGUUCAGGUUCUAGAAUUGCAUCUUCAUGACUGACAUCAAGUGACUGAAAUGAACUCUACUGACUGUUGCUCCUCCAUGCACUCAAGUGUGGAUGAGUUGACACCAUAAGUUUACAUAUGUGAAGUCCUUGAACAAAAACAGUGACCUUGAAGAGCUGCUCUGCAGCCACUCUGCAACCUCAGUCUUGAAUUCUGCCACUCUAGUCACACCUCUGGCACUGAGGGGGUGACUGUAAUUCAGCAUCAGUUGUCCUAAGUUUAAGUCAGUAAUGACUGAGCUAGCUUUGGUCCUGUAGGCUUUUAACACCAUUAAUAUCUUUUUGACUUUUACCACAGCAGUGUAAUGAGCAGCAUUCUUAAGUAUUGGCUUAAAAUCCGUCUACACGUUAAUUUGUCUAGUAGACUUCCUGAUGCCUGGCAGAAGAGCUCACACAGCAGAAAUCUGUGCAAGAACAGAGUAUCUUCUGCUCAUGGUCAUCAGAAGCUUAAUACUACAUUAGAAAUGUUUGAAGCAAUUCUUAGGAUAAGGUCUAGAACAGCACGCUUAAAAGCAGAUAUGGUUCAGACAAACAAUUGCAAAGUUUUCUUACUAGGAUAGGGUUUUUUUGCUAUGCAUCUGGUCUGUCUCUAGAUCCUUGGUGAAGAGGAAUGCUGCCCACAGACUGCGAACAGCAACUGGUUGCUGAGGUACAUGUUAGGAAUCCCUUUGAGAAGGGUUCUUUCCACGGUGAGCUUCACAUUAAAAUAUGAUUUGUUAAUAUGUAAUCUGUUUUCUGUUACAAAGAGGAGAUUUUACCAAGGCAGAUCUAAGAUUAAGUACUUACAUAAGCUGUGCACAACUUGAAUGUGAGGCUUUGUGUGUCAGACUCAAAAAGUGAGUUACUCUGUGGCUACUCUGACAGCACCAGAAUGACUAUCUUUGCAACAUAAAAUUUGUUAGGAAACCAACAGUAGUGUGCUACUCUGCAUCUGGGAUAUUUUAAAAGCAAGUACUUGUCAAUAAUGUCUUAUUUGGAACUUUCUGCUGAGGGCAAGAUACAUCUUGAAUGUUUGAAAAUGUUCCCUUAAACAUUUGAAAAUGUUUUCAUUUUGAAACAUCCCUCAAAAAAAACAAAAAAAAAUGAAGUGACACUAUCUUUGUAAAGGCAGUAGAGUUUGUUGGGAUUUUUUUUAAAUUACAGUAAUCACAUAGUUACAAACCAGCAGCAAUACUUUGUUUCAUUUUACUAAUAAGAUCUUUCUUUCAAGAGGACUGAUUCUCUCCUGUAUGGACCUUUAAUGGACUUAUUCAAGAAAUGGCUUUAAAAUAAUUUGUGUUAAUUUUCUUUACUAAACUAAGUUGCUGCUAGCUAUUGUACAACUGAUUCAUGGGUUCCUUUCCAUGUUUUUUAUUAUAGUACUUCAGAAUUUCAGGAGUUGCUUCAAGAUUCAUGCAGAUGUAAGAAACAGACUUUUAACUAUACAUUUAAGUUAAGCUUUUAUACAGUUCUUUCUUUAAGCUCCUGCUCCAUGACAAAAUACCCCACUAGGAGCUGCCUGCAUUGUUUGGUCUGAAUUUGAAUGUGUCUGCAUUUGAAUAAAGACUCCUCUCCCUUGCUUGCUCCUGGCAGUGCCCUUCUUCCAAUGUUUAAAUACUGCCUUUGGGGCAUGCUUGCAAAACUUGGAGAGGGCAGUUGGGAGAAUCCUCAAAGGCCCUUUGGGUGAAAAACCCACUUGCCUCACAAGAUCAUGUGGUAGCACAAGGUGCCCCUGUCUCUGGUAUGGCAGCGUACUGUGUACCUUGUAGUGUGUGGGAUGAAGGUUUUGCUUCUUCCAUGCAAAAUUAGAAGCUGUUGAUGUAAAGCAUCCACUCUGUUGGUAGGAUUCCUUUGUAUCUUCAACAUUUGAAAUUCUGUAAUGUUUUUAAAGAUCUCAGUGUGCUGAACUCCCACCUCUGCUACAGAUUGUUACACUGUUCUUCAUUAUUCUAUAUUUGAAGUGGGGAUUUUCCUGUAAGGAUUAUGUUGAAGCGUAAUUUCAGGAAACAAGCAAGGAGCUGGCAGGAGACUUUUCUUCCUAUGUAUUUUUUGACACCAGUGCGAAAACUUUACAGCCUUAACAAACCUUGGCAUCUACACUUCUCAGAGCUUUGUCAAAGCAUCAAAACACGAAGCUGUGUUGCAAAUGUGCUGCAUUUGCUGGUUCAAAGCACCUACCCAGUUGCUGUAGGAAAAGAUGCUAAAUUUAAUUCCCAUAGAUUAGUGCCAUAGAUUAGAACCUCUUUCCUCAAAAUAGGACUUUCAUUGCUGCGUAACCACACUGUAAUACUUCAAUACACUGACUUCUGUGAGCCUUUCUAAAGUGAAGCCCAGAUGCCCAACCUUCAGUUGUGGAUCAGUAUUAAGGUCUGCAUGUUCUAAGGAUGCUUACAUUAGCUGCCACUAGCUGAGUUUAUAAGUGGAUGGAGAAAUAUUCUGGGUUUUGUUACUUGUAAGUUUUCUAGUCCUUCAGGCACCAGGAGACAUAACCUCUCUGUCAAAAGAGGUAGUAAAAAACGUUGCUUAACAAAAGGUGUUAAUGCCUCAUAAAUUUUAAGUUCAGCUCCCAAGAUAGCAUUUGGAGUAUAAACACAAGCUCUCAGUAGCUAGAGACUGUGUGGUGGCUGACUCUUAGCUGAAUUCUUAAUUCUCCAGAGUUGAAAUUUGAAGACUUCAGCCACUUCCUACACAUGUAAAUAACAGUGAAAACAACAAAAUGUGACUAUUAGCACUGCAGAAUACUAAACCAGGAAUGUGCUCAAUGUGAUUUCCCUAAUACAGAUGCUAAACUGUGUUUUCCUUCUUUCCUGGUCAGAAGGAAAUAAUUUCAAGCAGUGAAAACCAGGAAUCAUUGCAUUGAAAUUGAUGAAGAAUCAUUUUAAACAAAAAUGUAGUUAAGAGCUAUACCCACCAGCCACCUUUACAAAGUGUUGAAAUGGUUUAUUUAAGUUGAUUUUAAAAGGUGGUACUCUCUGAAUGUUGCAUAGUUGGAAAGUUUGUUUACAAAGUCUAUAAACAUAUCUCCACAGGCUGAAGGGGGAGGAGAUGGAGGUGUCAGAAUUUAAAGCGGUGUUAAGGUAUGCAAAAUGUUUACUAUGUAUGUAAAUGGGAUUAUUAGUAGAUCAUGUGCAAAUUGACAAUACUUCAAUUUAUUUUUGAAUGGCAAUAUAGAUUGUCAAGGUUGUGUAUAAUUAUAAUAAAUAUAUAAACCGCUACUUGAACCAUAAA
Molecule: messenger RNA, 10247 nt
Organism: Pseudopipra pipra
Lineage: Eukaryota; Metazoa; Chordata; Aves; Passeriformes; Pipridae
Gene: HSPA4L
Product: heat shock protein family A (Hsp70) member 4 like
Exons: 33
Coding region: 205-5367 (1720 amino acids)
Biological process (GO): cilium assembly; nervous system development; vesicle-mediated transport
Cellular component (GO): cytoplasm; cytosol; cilium
Molecular function (GO): ATP binding; ATP-dependent protein folding chaperone; protein binding
Source: RefSeq, a predicted model, not a curated record